GUUUUUGAGGACUCCGUUACUUCAGAUAUCGAGAGUGAGAAUCAAAGAUGGCCGUCUCUUCAUCCUCAAGCAAGAUUGUCAAUUGCCUCUUUUUCGAAUCCCAGGCUGAAGAUGCUGCCAACUUCUAUACUUCCAUCUUCCCCAACUCUUCCAUCGGAGACAUUGCUCGCUUUCCCGGUGCUGGCGAAGAGGUUCACAAACAGCCAGCCAACUCGGCCAUGUGUGUCGUCUUCGAGCUCAACGGCCACCAGUUCACCGCGUUGAACUCCAAACCCGCUGAAGUCCCUUUUACCGAAGCCGUUAGUUUUCAAAUCAUGUGCGACAAUCAGGACGAAGUCGACCAUUACUGGGACAAGCUGAGUGAGGGUGGUGACGAGACGAAGCAGAUGUGCGGAUGGCUGAAAGACAAGUACGGAGUGUCCUGGCAGGUUGUGCCCAAGGACAUCACGAAGAUCAUGACCCAGGCGGAGCCGGACAAGCGUUCGCGCGCGAUGCAGGCGUUCAUGAAGAUGCGCAAGAUUAUCAUCCAGGAUGUCAUUGAUGCUGUCGAAGGAAAGGGCGAGGAAGAAGAGGCUUGAUGUCAUUCGGACAGCCCUGCGUAUGCGUAUGCGUAUGCUAGGGCGUGAGGCUGCCCAGCCAGGUAUUCCAGGAGCCUGAGUCAAGCUGGAGCCUCGAUCCCUGCCGUUGUAGCGGCGCACUUUGCCUGAAGAGUACCAACUCUGGCUCUGUUUAAAGUAAUCCCAUCACAGUGGGAUGCUACACUCCUUGACUCAUAUUUCAUGUCGUAGCGAUACCGGACUGGCCCGUGUCCAUUGUUGUGCGCGGUCUGCGGUCUGUUGUCGGACACAGUCAGCUCAGUAAUCAGACAGCGG
Messenger RNA from Exophiala xenobiotica, 872 nucleotides. RefSeq lists its product as uncharacterized. NCBI's taxonomy places the organism in Eukaryota, Fungi, Ascomycota, Eurotiomycetes, Chaetothyriales, Herpotrichiellaceae. Bases 48 to 578 code for a protein of 176 amino acids. The record is from RefSeq and is a predicted model, not a curated record. The transcript has a single exon.